CCGCCGGGCUCUCAGGGGGCGGAGCGCGGGCGGCGAGGCCCCAGUCACGUGCAGACAAGCGUGGCCUGCCGCGGGCGCCGCACCGCACAUUCCGUUGCCCGUGCCGUGCCAUAUUUUGAUGCCGCCAGUCAUGUGACUAAACCGGCCGGCAUUCAGUCAGUCUUGUUCAAACGUUCUGCUGGACCGCUCGCUCGUGCCACUCGUACGUUUCGUACAUUAUACAUGCAGAUUAACGGAAAAACCUUACUCUACUACGGCGUUUGGUUACCGAAAAUGGAUUGCGAGGACCUCACUUAAACAAUUUUGUGAAGUGUGUGUUAUAAAUUCAGGAUUUACAUGAUUGUGCCCGUGUUGACAUUGUGAUCUUUUCUGUUACGAAGUAAAUAUGGAAACAAGGCAUUAUUGGGAGGAGAACGGGCAUGCCGUCAAAUACGAAAGCUACAACACAACCGAAGAGUUCCGGAACAGCGAGCACCUGGGCUUCGCAGUGCCGUCAGAGGACGAGGAUUACCAGGCCGGCUUCCUGAAGAAGGGGAAGGUCGCCAGGCAAGAUCCAAUGUCCCACCGGAUAAUCGAGAAGCGUCGGCGGGACCGCAUGAACAACUGCCUCGCCGACCUCUCCCGUCUCAUCCCACCCGAGUAUCUCAAGAAAGGCCGCGGCCGCGUCGAGAAGACCGAGAUCAUCGAGAUGGCCAUCCGCCACCUCAAGUUCCUGCAGGAGCGAGCCAAUGCGGCCGAGAGAGCGGCGGGCGAGGAGUUCCGAGCUGGGUUCCAGGAGGCACUUGCUGAAGCAGCCAGGUUCCUGGUGGAGGUUCAAGGACACGGGCCAGCUGAUGGGCUAUGUGUGAAGCUAGCAUCUCACCUGCAGAGACACAUGGAGAUGAUUACUAAAGGCGAGGCCCCGCGCGAGAAGCGCCACCCCACCUCCUCCUCGGACACGGCCAGUUCUUCCAGCUCCUCGCACAGCCACGUGCCCCGCGAGGGCGUGAUCGCGCGCCGCCUGGAGCCCCCCCAGCCCGAGACAUAUGACCAGCCGCAGCAGUACCCUAUGGAGUGCGAUAGAGAAGGGCUGAUCUCUAAAGCAGUCCGCACACUCCGGGGUGAGACGGUGCCACGGACUAUGCCGGAUCGCUAUCGCACCGUGGCUAGCGUGGUCCCCACUCCCGAGGAGCCGCCUCCGGAAGGCGAGCCCAUGGCGCUGGAUGGCCGACGCAAGAGGGAACCAACGCUGCGGGCCAUCAGGAAGCCAGAACAUGGGGAGGACUUCUUACAUUCGUACAAGUUCAAGAAUUCUAUUGAGAGAAGGUUUUCGAGGUCACAGGAUUGCGAGGCAACAGACAUGACGGUACGCGGCGCGCCGCACAAGAACUACGGGCACAAGCGGCGACGAGCCACCAAACCUGCCCCUUCGACAACCUCCACCUCCAACUCAGGGUCCACUGAGGAUGCCCAGGACACCUCGCCUCAGGACACGUCGAGCGAGUCCCCUCACCACCACUACGAGAAGCCGCUGGCGCCACCAGCGCAGUACGUGCCUGUUUUCGCGCUCAACUCUCUCGGCAAAUACUAUGUCCCACUGAGCGUGGACUACUCGUGCUUGUCCCGCCACCUCGGGCCGUACGACGUGCUGGACGCGCGCGCCGCGCACCUGGCCGCGCCGCUGCACCCCGUCACCAUCCACGUCAACUUCCAGCCCUGCCUCAACUACCACGUCAAGCGCGAGCCGCACGAGCGCGACUGGCGCCCGGUGUGAACGACGCUUUAGGACUCGUGUGAUCGCCCGGUGGCCGGUGUGGACGCGGCUUUAGGAGUGAUUCGCCCGGUGGCAGCGUGAAGCCCGACCGGUGUGGACGCGGCUUUAGAUGAUGGGUUAGCGAAGUCGCAUCCGCGCCCUCUGUGUUUUCUAAAGAUUAAAAAACGAGGCCACGCCAUUUAGAACAUAAUGUGAGCGGCGUCUGGUGUGAGUUGGACAUAAAGCUUUUACUAGUGGAUCGUCGGAUGUAAAAAAUUUAUUAAGACGAGAUCCUUCGCGGUAACUAUUACCGGCUGCAUGAUCUUCGUUUAACAAAGUGGAAACUAAAAUGGUGAUUAAGUUAUUUCUAAAUAUUGUUGUCUAUAUGAGCGAAAAUACAACGCUACAAGCGACGACAACGUAGUGACAACAGAGUUACUAUAAUUCAUACCUGACAAAUAAUCUGGCCUUAUAGUCAUGGUCAAAUCAAAUAACGCUAUACAAUGUUGAUCACUCUAACACACAUGAGUAAAAUAAAAUAAAGAAACCCAAAAUAUCACAUAUGAAAUUAAAUGAAACACGCUGGAUCCACGGAAUUCAACAAUUUCAAACUUCAUAUCUGUGUAACGCUCCCUACGAGAUUAUUAAAAAGGUAUUGUUUACUUAAUAAAAAAAUGCCUACCAAUGUGCAGUGAUUGGAAAAUAAAUGGACACGUAGACUAUGUGCCAAUCUAUCUAGUGCAAAGACGAUGUUAAGUUUAAUCGGUAAAGGAAUUAAGUCAUUUAAGAAAUAUUAUCUAUUUUUAUUCGGUUAGUUACAGUGACUUUGGGGACAAAGAGUUGAGACAAAGGGGAUGGGAGUAGAGUGUAAGUAUCGAUGACAAUAAUCGAUGUUCGGUUGGUGGAAUAUUAAAGUUUAAGUUUUGAUGAUUAUCAGUGGCCGGUCCAUACAGAGCGCGCAGCAUCGCGAGGCAAAAUAUCAGUGUAGACGACAGUAGACGUGCAAAGAAACCGCCUUGGGUUGGUCAGUGUAGAGACGUGCCUCGCGACGUUCGCUGUGAGUGGACCCGCCUGUUGUAACAGAACCCUGUUUCACAAAGCUUGUACCUACCACUUCGCAACCAGUGUAACGUAAAAUUUGCCUACUUACGUUGCUACUUACUUGGUAUUUUUCCUACAACAGUUUUGACAUAAGAAAUACCUUGACAAGUCUGUAUUAAACCUGUAAAAAAAAAAUUGAAAUAUUUUUUAUUCAGAAUUUUAAAGCAACCUAUAAAAAAAAAUAGGCACCUUUUAUGGGAGACGGUUGUCCCUGAUUAUUAUCCAUUAAUAUCAUGUUAAUAUUUGUAUUAAGAAGUGGUGAAACGGGUUUUAAAUUAAAUAUUCUAUUUUAACAGAUUAUAAUAAAUGCAAAUACUAUGUACCUUUUGUAGUAACUAUAAAACGGUACGGUAUCAUUGUUAAUCGCAAUGUACUUAUAAGAGACACUGACUGUACCUUCCAAUGUUAAAUAUUUGGAAAAUUUUAUACGUAAUCUUAGAUAUCAGAUUUUUAAAAUAAAUAUCUAAGUAUCAAUGUUAAUAUUUAUUGAUAAUAUUAACUCAUUCCAUAAACAGAUAUGCUAUUUUGUUAACAUUUUGGUAUU
This is a messenger RNA of Leguminivora glycinivorella, 3377 nucleotides long. RefSeq names its product transcription factor cwo (gene cwo). Gene Ontology annotation, cellular component: nucleus. Bases 386 to 1753 code for a protein of 455 amino acids. Gene Ontology annotation, biological process: regulation of neurogenesis; regulation of transcription by RNA polymerase II; anterior/posterior pattern specification. Lineage: Eukaryota; Metazoa; Arthropoda; Insecta; Lepidoptera; Tortricidae. The transcript has 10 exons. The record is from RefSeq and is a predicted model, not a curated record. Gene Ontology annotation, molecular function: DNA-binding transcription factor activity, RNA polymerase II-specific; protein dimerization activity; RNA polymerase II cis-regulatory region sequence-specific DNA binding.